Messenger RNA from Pleurotus ostreatus (oyster mushroom), 1416 nucleotides. RefSeq lists its product as uncharacterized. The record is from RefSeq and is a predicted model, not a curated record. Gene Ontology annotation, molecular function: hydrolase activity, hydrolyzing O-glycosyl compounds. Gene Ontology annotation, biological process: carbohydrate metabolic process. The transcript has 2 exons. The coding region runs from base 1 to 1416 and encodes 471 amino acids. Lineage: Eukaryota; Fungi; Basidiomycota; Agaricomycetes; Agaricales; Pleurotaceae.
AUGACUCCGUAUAAAUUCGACCUAGAUUACGGCCACUGCACCAUCUACUAUAUGGGUCCAACUACGACGCUCGCUUUACUCUCUCUCGUGCUUGAAAUAUACGCACAACAUAUUGGCACUCUUACGGCGGAGGUCCAUCCAUCGUUGGCGAUCCAACAAUGUACCCUCGCUCAAGGUUGUCAAACGAUACAAAAAUCGGUUGUCCUCGACGCUAACUUGCGGUGGACCCACCGCACCGACGGAUACACAGACUGCUACACGGGUAACACAUGGGACCCGGUGCUGUGCGACAAUAAUCCGGUACUCUGUGCUCAAAGCUGCGCCGUCGAUGGUGCUGAUUAUCCUGCUACCUAUGGAAUUACCACCGCUGGGACGAGCAUCAGUCUUCGAUAUGUCACGGAGGGCCAGUAUCAGAGGAACGUUGGAUCGAGGGUAUUCCUCUUAGACGACAAUAACAACUACAUGCAAUUCCGCCUUGCAAACAGGGAGUUCACGUUUGAUGUGGAUCUCUCACAAAUGCCGUGCGGAACGAAUGGGGCACUGUAUUUCGUCGACAUGCACCGCGACGGAGGUCUCAGCGCUUUCCCAGAUAAUCGUGCUGGGGCCCGCUAUGGGACCGGAUAUUGUGACUCACAGUGCUCGCGCGACCUCAAGUGGAUUGACGGAGAGGCAAACUCUCUCAAUUGGACCCCGUAUACCGACUCGAAGGGCAAAGGGCACUAUGGCGGCUGUUGUGCAGAGGUGGAUUUGUUACAGGGUAAUGCGCACUCGUCUAUCUGGGCGACGCAUGCUAGCCACGGCCCCGGUCCCAGCCGUUGCGCGGAUGUGGUCGAAUGCGGCGACAGGCCAUAUUAUACCUACGAUGGCAUUGGCGAUAAGGAUGGUUGCGAGUUCAACGCGUAUCGCCUUGGAAAUCCUUCUUUCUACGGUCCCAAUGCCGUUAUAAAUACCGACCUCCCGUUCACCGUGACCACACAGUUCAUCACUGAAAACGGUGACGAUAACAGCAUUGUUGUCGAAGUUCGUCGACUAUACAAGCAGAAUGGCGUUGUCAUACCUGCACCCCCAAGCAACAUCGUCCCUGCUCCGUCGACUGGUUUGACCACUUUCGGGCCAUACGACACAAUCACCGACCAAUAUUGCCAUGAUAUCAAAACUGUAUUCAACGACGUGGAUAUGACAGAUGCUUACGGUGGAUUACAGCAUACCGUCUUGCCCCACUGGUCACACGAUGGACUUGUUCUGGCAUUCAGCAUAUCUGAUGAUGAUGAGCGGCAUAUGGAAUGGCUUGAUACCCCACCUCAUGGACCUUGCGCUCCAGGCUCCGGUGUUCCCUCAGACUUGCAAGCGGAAUACCCAACCUCACGGAUUCAAUUCUCAAAUAUCAAGUACGGGGAAAUCGGAUCGACGUAUUAG